Closterium sp. Naga37s-1 is the source of this 2823-nucleotide messenger RNA. NCBI's taxonomy places the organism in Eukaryota, Viridiplantae, Streptophyta, Zygnematophyceae, Desmidiales, Closteriaceae. The record is from the annotation of a GenBank genome assembly.
AUGGAAGCUCUGAAGGGUCACGACGUUGUUUUGGUGGCCGGUGGCGCAUCUGUUAGUCUCGCGGGCGAGAACAAGGACAUCUUGCUCAAUGAGGACGCUGAUUUUUCCGCGCCGUGCCUUGAUUUCGCUUGCCUUCUGGACGAUGGUUCUUGUCAUUGCAGCAUCCUGCUCGUCAUCCGCCCCGACGACCUCGUUUCGCCUGACGAGGAAAAUUGCGGAACGCGGGUUCUUCACAUCGAGUCAGUUCCCGACGAGGAUAAACAUUCAAAGCUGGCGGACGACGUGGUCGGGUGGUUCGCGAGGGUGGUUGCAUCGGGGAACUUGGAGCCGGAUCUCAAGAAGAAAGUUCGGCAGCGGGCGCUGGUGCUCAGGCGAGAGUGGAUGGACCUCACCCACGUUACCGAUCCUAACGCCAAGUCCGGCAUGAUCGUCGUCUACGGCUUUCAACGCGUGCUGCAAGAUUAUGAUUUUGCGUCGCGGAACAGUUCGGAUGUCGUCCGUGCCCCGAAGACGAAGUCCCUGAAGUCUCUGAGGGACAGGAUCGUCAAGCACGCGUGUGAUCUUGCCGUCGACAUCGUUCUAGCGGAGCCCGCGUUGCACAAAACGGCUGGCGCUCGCUCAACGGUGCUUCACGCGGCCGCGGUGGACAGCGCUGCCGGUACGGUCGCGGACCCUGGAAAGGGAAACCCACCCGCGAGUAAGACACCCGAUGGUGACAACGCGGAAAGGGUAUCGGAGGCUGUGGGUGAUUCAUCCGCGGGAAACCAGAACAGGAAGGUGGAUGACGCGGGAAACGAGAAGGGGCCUGCCGCGCCAACCGCGGAGAAGAACACCGCAGCUGACGACGUGGACAAGGCCAGUCCACCCCGCGUAACCGAGAAUCGGUUGGAGGUUGCUAGUGGCAGAGGUGGGAAAUGGCCGAAAAGGAGCGGCGGCCGCUCCGCCGAACAGCUCUCCAAGUUGCCGGCGCUCACGCUUGCGCACGAGGUGGUGCGUCUCGAGGCCAAAGUCCGUCGGCUGAAGGAGUUGGCCAAUGCGCAGGAAAGGCAAUUGGCACACCAGCGGGAUACGAUGUCGGAGUUGAUGGGUCGCGCGGAGGAGAGCCAAGAGGGGUUUGAACGGGCAUUGACGACCAUGAACCGCCUCGUGGCGCGCGUCGACGAUGCGGAUAAGCGAGGUCGCGAGGAUGUUGCAAACGCGGUCCAGGAAAUGCGCGUGGAGAGGGCGAACGCGACUUCUCAAAGGGAGACGGCGGCGCUCACAUUUGCACGCCUUGAGGCCGCGGUGGUGGAGUUGAAGUCCACGAUUUUUUCCGCGCUCAACAGUGCCGCAGAGCAGACUCGCGCGGAGGUCUGGCAGAAGCUCGUCGGCUUUGAAAACGCCGCUGCGAACGCGGCUGAGCGUGGUGCGGGCGCGGGGGCUAUGAUCUUGAGGACAGUGAUGGGGUCCUUCGCGGGUAAUUUGGGGCCGACUACAUGCCCCGAGCAGCCCGCGGGUCGGAUUCCCACACUCCCCGCGGCUCCAGCGGGUGUCACGAGCCUCCCGCUCAUCCUAUCAGGGGGUGGUGAGUCCGCGCGUCAGGAGAAGCGUCCUGUACCUCAAGCUGCCGAAGGCGAGGCUACUACGGGCCGCGUGAAGAAGUUGAAGGCCGCCGGAAAAGAUUCAUCUACCGCGGCUGCUGCAGUGAAGGACGGUGGAGUCGCGGCUGCGAGGCUUGCCAUUGCGGGGAGCAAGAACGAGGGCGCGGUAGUCAUUUCUGACGACGAGGAUGCGGAGGCGUUGGAAUCGCGGAAAAGGUUUCUUGCGGCCCGGGCUACGGUGAAGGGUGCUGGUCGUGGGGGUGCAAUGGCCAAGGACCCGAAGGACCAGCUUUGUAUUGGGACCGGUGCUGUGGAGGGGGGGCAUAAGAACGUCGCGGCCACACAGACGGCGAUGGUCGGAGUCCGCUUUACUCCGGGGAACAAAAACCCGUUCUCGGUUGAGCUUCAUCACGGAGGGGUGCGCUACUAUCUCGGCUCGUUUUCGCGUACUACGCCCGCGCGCUACCUGUCCGCGGUGGCACAGACCGUGUGGCACGACCGCGUUCAAGAGUCGAUGCUCAACAUUUUCAAAACGUGUCGCGAACUUGUGGAAGCGGAUUCGGACAACACUGUCCAGUCCGCGUUAUGUGCUGCAGUUGGGCUAGAGGUCGCGGACGAUGAUGCGAAAGUGAAGGGGAAAGAACAGAAGACGUUAUUCGCCGCCGCGGUCGCGUUCGCGUUUGCUGCUGUGUGGAGUCUGACCGCGGAAUAUGCGCGCUGCAACACGGCAGGUGGUGCGAGAUCGGCCUGGAAAAGAGUCACCGCGGAGGUUCGUGCUGCCGCGGUCAAAAGUGGCUCAGCCGCUGCAAAGCUGUGUCGCGCCAGUGCGGAUCAACUGGAGGGUUUGGAGGUGUGCUGGAGAGACGUGUGCUCGGACAUCCGGAAACACCAAGGUGAUCAGCUGGAGGCCGCGGCGAGCAUCCAGAAGAGGGUGCUGAAGUUGUAUGGGGAAGAGCUCGACAUGACCGACAAGGUUGUCGUGCAUCAGCUGAUCCAGGUGGUGGUCGACUGGAACUACGGUUCGUCCGUGUUCCCGGCAACGAAAGGUGUGGGCCUUUACAUGGAAUACCCGAAAAAGAAGGGGACGCGUGGGAAGGGCAAGAAUGGGGACGCGGGAGAGAAGGAUGGGAAGAGCGAUAUGGAUGAGAGGAAGGGCGAGGAGGCGGAGCAUAGUGAUGGAGAAGACGUGGAUGACGAUACGUUGAUGGUGGAAGGAUCGGAGGGCGGCGAGGAGUUUGCAUGA